Dicrocoelium dendriticum is the source of this 693-nucleotide messenger RNA. The record is from the annotation of a GenBank genome assembly. NCBI's taxonomy places the organism in Eukaryota, Metazoa, Platyhelminthes, Trematoda, Plagiorchiida, Dicrocoeliidae.
AUGACCAUGACAUUCAGCGGAGUGGGUAUAUGUGUUACAAUCGGUGUGAUCGCAACGUGCCGAAUCUAUUCGGAGACACCAAUCGUUCGAGCGACAGGUCGGGAACUGGCUUACCUCCAGCUCUCUGGAUGCCUCGUUUCCUUCCUGGCCCCCUUCAUUUUGCUGGCAAGGCCAUCCGUGUUCACCUGCUCCAUGCAGCGCAUUCUCAUCAGGCACGGAUUCGCCAUGAUGUACGCCUCGUUGUUGACAAAGCACACCACCAGAAGACCUAUGUAUAUAUCACCUCGUUUGCAGCUUGUCAUUGCCGGUGCACUGAUCACUCUUCAAUUAGCCCUGUCCGCCAUCUGGUUCGGAUUUGAUGCCCCAGACACGCGAAUCGAUCCAAUCCGAUCGGAUUAUUUGGUACUACGAUGUGCGAUGAAGGAUAAAAGCUUCCUCAUCUCGUUGGCAUACAAUGUAGUCUUUAUCAUCGUGUGCACAGCGUACGCCGUGAAGACAAGGCGUAUUCCAGAAAAUUUCAAUGAAUCUAAAUUUAUCGGAUUCACAAUGUACACCACAUGCAUCAUUUGGCUGGCAUUCUUACCCAUGUAUUACGCCACCAUGAACAACUUUGAGGUGAGUCAAUCCCCGACCGAUGAGGCUCUGACGUUAUUCACCGAAUAUGUUUGCACAUUUGAUGGAAGAAUCCCUUAA